Postia placenta MAD-698-R-SB12 is the source of this 2250-nucleotide messenger RNA. RefSeq lists its product as hypothetical. The record is from RefSeq and is a predicted model, not a curated record. Gene Ontology annotation, cellular component: endosome membrane; AP-3 adaptor complex; membrane coat. NCBI's taxonomy places the organism in Eukaryota, Fungi, Basidiomycota, Agaricomycetes, Polyporales, Adustoporiaceae. The transcript is spliced from 9 exons. Gene Ontology annotation, biological process: Golgi to vacuole transport; protein targeting to vacuole. The coding region runs from base 1 to 2250 and encodes 749 amino acids.
AUGUGGGAGCGGACAUUGCAGGAUCUCAUUCGCGGGUUGCGAGCAAACAAGAAGGAUGAGAGCAAAUUCAUCUCGCAGGCUAUUGCCGAGAUAAGGCAGGAAGUCAAGAGCAAAGACAUGGAGCUAAAGGCGGCCGCUGUGCUGAAACUCACAUAUCUAGAUAUGAUGGGGUACGACAUGAGCUGGGUGUCGUUCCAUGUCGUAGAGGUGAUGUCGUCGCCCCGCUUACACUUGAAGAGUGUUGGGUACCUUGCGGCUAUUCAGUCAUUCCAACAAGACACAGAUGUGCUCAUGCUAACGACAAAUCUUCUGAAGAAGGAUUUGGGCUCGAAGCCGGAAGACAUUGCAGUGACGCUAAACGGUCUUUCGCAUAUUGUCACACCGGAUCUCGCACGAGACAUAUCACACGAUCUGAUCGCUAUGCUCAAUCAUUCUCGCGCAGUUGUCAGGAAACGCGCUGUUAUAGCGUUGUACAAGGUUUUCGUCAAGUAUCCAGAGGUCAUUCCAUACGGCAUAACCAGGUUGAAGGAGAAGCUGAACGAUGCUGAUGCUGGUGUCGUCGCCGCAACGGUGAAUGUUCUCUGUGAGCUCGUACAUCGCAACCCAAGGGACUACCUUGCUCUGGCGCCGCAGCUGUUCCACCUGAUGACAACUUCAUCAAAUAAUUGGAUGUUGAUCAAAAUCAUCAAGCUGUUCGGAACUCUGUGUCCGCAUGAACUGCGGCUGGUCAGGAAAUUGCAACCGCCGAUUACGGAUCUGAUUUCGACCACUCCUGCAAUCUCGCUUCUUUACGAAUGCGUGCACACAUGCAUCAUCAGUGGCAUGCUUCAAGGUCCCUCCGGAAACUCGCUAGCCAGGACAUGCGUCACGAAGCUAGCAACGUUCUUACAAGAUCCGGACCAGAACUUAAAGUACAUUGCCCUUCUUGCAAUGGUCAAGAUCGUUCCCACACACCCUGAGCUAGUGGCGGAGUAUCAGGACAUGAUCGUAUCCAGCGUGGAUGACCAGGAUGUCAGCAUUCGCAUGAGAGCGCUCGACCUCUUGUCAGCAAUGGUCAGCAGACACAACUUGCAGCCCAUUGUGCAGCAGUUGCUAUCCCAUCUUGUCCGAUCAGAGUCCGCUGUUCUUCCAUCCGCUAUUCAGUCACUGUCGCAAUACGGAUCUGCGGCGGCGAAUGCGGCUCCAAAGGCGUCCAAUGCUCCCUCGCAGUCGCCUGCCUAUCGUAUCACGCUUGCGCAGAGGAUUUUAGCCCUCGGUUCGCAAGACACAUAUGACAACGUUGUUGAUUUCGAUUGGUAUCUCUCCGUCCUCGUCGACCUUGCAUAUGUUGCGGGCGCGAAUGUCGGGCUGCAAAUCCGCGACCAACUAAUAGACAUAGUGGGUAGGGUGCGAGCAGCGCGGCGAUAUGCUGUCCAGCUCAUGGUCAAAUUGUUAACGGAUGAUUCCUUCUUGACAAAUGCGGCGGAAGAGGGAAGUUGUGCUGAAGCGCUCUGGGCCGCAGCGUGGAUCUGUGGUGAAUACUGCGGAGAACUUGCUGAACCGCAGAAGUUAUUAACCUAUCUCCUCCAGCCCGGAAUAGUCGUACUUCAGUCGGACACAAUGGCGGUCUACCUUCAAGCUGCCAUGAAGGUCUUUGGGCAUUGGGCAGCUGACCAGGCCGACAGAUGGGACAGCGACGACCUUCCUAAGGUCAGAGACAUCGUUGACAUGGUGCUGGACCGGCUCGGCGAUUUCGUUACGCACGUUGAUACUGAAGUGCAAGAACGGGCUGCGGAAAUGCUCAAUCUGUUUAGAUUCAUUCGUGCGGACAUCGAUGCGUAUCGGCCGAAGACGGAACAUGUCCUCUCUUUCGGCGAAUCAAGUUUCACAGCCCUUGACACCGCCUCUGGGGAGCCGCACUACCCCAAGAGUCUAUUCCUCAUCCGGCCGCUAUAUGCUGCGUUUGAACUCAAUGCUGUGGCGUUAACGGCACAAGCAAGGGUUCCGAUACCGGACGGUUUAGACCUCGACUCCUGGAUCGUACCACCCCCGAAAGAGAUGACCGAGGCCGUCCAGGUGGACGGUGACGAAGUAGCCGAACUCAAGAAAAAGAAAAAGAGCAAGAAAGGCAAAGAGAAAGAUACGGGGGCGGUCAAGAGUAAAGGUCGCAAAAAGGCACACCGAGAUGAUGACGAUGAGAACACGCUGAUUGCACCAGCCGAGACGGAGGAAGAGCGAGCAGAACGAGAGCGGGUACGACGUCACGGUUGA